CAGCACAUCUACACCGACUCAAGUCACAGCACUGGCAGCCUCCCUACAGGGCUGGAUCAGCAUAUAUCUAUUAGGGCGGCAGAGCUGGAUUGAAACUCAUUCGAAAAGUUGACCAGAAGUGUCUUGAGAAGAGAGUUGGAAUUCAACCCUGAAGAACCUUAUUGGUGUAUGCGGGGCAAUCAGUUUUCAAACCCGUUUCAUGGUGAUGCUUUAGCAACAGUGCCACCUUUGCGUCACCCAAUCAGGCACCCAAGCGUGAAUCCAGGAGCGACAGAUCUGAGAAUACCUCUUCUCAGCUUUCUGUAAGUAUGAAUCGGGGGGCAGCUGCAUGCAGGCAUAGCGUGUCGCUGUUGUUGAUGCACAGCUCGCGAGUAGCUCUUCGUUUUUCCAGUGGAAUGUUUCAGUAGUGGCGAUUUUUAUAUCAUAACUGCACCUAGGAGCUUGCAGAAGCGUGAAGUCAUGCAAGCUGCGGGCCAUCCUGGGCAGCCACCACUGAAGCGGCUCAAAACUGCAAAGACACUCUUUGACUACGGAGUCAAACGCAAUGCUGUGAAUCAAGGCAGGGCGAAGUCUGAUCCCAACCAAGUUGGUUUCUUGCCUGUAAGGAGCCAGGUCAACGAUUGGUUGGUCGGUAGUGACGAGAUAAAACCGCACGUCAGCUCGACCUCUCACAACGCCGCUAAUGUGUCACCUUACCUAGCAGAAACUUCCAACAAAAGUUUCUGUUUAGAAAAAGAGCAGCCAGAGGCGGACAGUAUCGCUGUUUCAACCAUUGGCAGUCCAGCGCCACAAGUACUUGCAACAGCUAGAUUUGCCUUAACUCAAGGGACCAGUUUGCGGUCAAUCAGGGCACAAGGGUCUGAAUGGCAGAAGCAAGCUUUCAAUGCUUUUAGACAGGAGGUAGAGAGCGGGUCCCCUCUACCCCCCUCAUCAAAAACAGAAUCCUCAAGCAACAAUAGGAAGAAUCAAGGAUACUCUUCAGUGGCCACACAUGCCCCGCAUACAAGUGGCAGCCCGCUCGUGUCAUCUCCUUCAGGUUUGUUGAGUAGUCUGAGUGCGCCAGUAUCAGCAACCUUGCCCAGACCGUUUAGGCCAGAGAGAAAGAACGUCCCAAGCGUUCCUGGGCUGGAAUACUCCCUUGAUUUUGUCUCUAAGGACGAAGAACGGCAGAUCAUUCGGCUGCUUGAUUCUGGAAAGUUUCGGUGGCGGACAGACAUUGCAAGACGGACGCUUCAUUUUGGCCACAACUAUGUCUACUCCAAGCGGACUGGAGAGAAGAACACGGCCGCCCCUCCCAUUCCCGAGGAGUUAGCUUUCUUGACUGAGCGGAUGGUCGCAGCAGGGGUAUACUCUAGGGAGGAGGCACCUACUGUCCUUAUUGUUAAUGAGUAUCUCGAAGACCAGGGGAUUGCGGCUCAUGUGGACAAGUUCGAGUUCAGCAACACUGUAGUCUCCAUUUCGCUCAACAGCGCUUGCUGGAUGCGCUUUCACGAGCUCGACCUUCCACCAGGUGUCUUGCCCUUCUAG
Messenger RNA from Klebsormidium nitens, 1527 nucleotides. Lineage: Eukaryota; Viridiplantae; Streptophyta; Klebsormidiophyceae; Klebsormidiales; Klebsormidiaceae. The record is from the annotation of a GenBank genome assembly.